Messenger RNA from Striga hermonthica, 231 nucleotides. NCBI's taxonomy places the organism in Eukaryota, Viridiplantae, Streptophyta, Magnoliopsida, Lamiales, Orobanchaceae. The record is from the annotation of a GenBank genome assembly.
AUGGAUCAGUCACCGCUCAACAGCCCCGAGCUACAGCAAUUUAUCAAUCAAGAGCAGCAAAAGGCUAUGGUGAACCAAAUGAUCGGAAAGCUAACGUCCACUUGCUGGGACAAAUGCAUAACGGGUACGCCGGGAAGCAAGUUCAGCUCGAGUGAAGCCACCUGUCUUACCAACUGUGCCCAGCGCUACUUGGAUAUGUCCCUUGUUGUCAUGAAACGUCUUCAACAGUGA